AUGCACAAGUUCCCGUUGAAAUCGUGUGAGUUUGCGCUGAGGACGGAGACCGAUCUCGCACCGUGCAACAUGAUCGAGUCUCGCUGCAACACCUCAUGCGCUUGGGAGACCUUCGUCCACAAGAUCAACAAUAAACUGCAGUACGACAACAUCAACCUGAUCCUCCAUUCCCCCGAGGACCCGCCGACGAUAUCCGCGACAAAGUCAAUCAUCUCCCGGAAGGAAAAACUGGUUACUGAAAUCGACGUAUUCGUUAACUCUCGAAGAGUGGAGCGUCUCGGCAGCGCCACUUCAGCGUGCAUAUCCGACCCAGCCUACAGCGAGGCCCAAUGUCGCCAGCGGUGCGUCGAGCCCUGCCACCCGCGCGCACUCUCUCGCCGACCCGAACACCCGACGUGGAACAUCGCAAACCACCAGUACGCCUGCACUAGCCCCGUCAAAGAUGUAGACUCUGUGGAAUACCAGAAUUUAACCGACGUCCAUCACAGGUGCCUUGAGGAAUGCAGACCGCGGUGUUCGGUUCAUCUGUUCAAUCACUUUGAGGUUAGCCGGUUUUCCUACCGGGCAUCCUCUUAUUUCCGGGUGGUAAUGCAGCACCAGACUCAAUACCAGACCAAAAUUGGAGAGAUAAAGGCCUACCCGCUCUCCCGCCUCCUAGCUGACCUCGGCGGCAGUCUCGGGCUGUUCCUCGGCCUUUCCCUCCUUUCCUUCUGGAUGAUGCUGGUGCGUCGCCUGCAAGGACACAAGACAACAAAAGCCGGGAGAGAACCAAGUUCGAAUGGCUCGAAACGGCAGGAUACACGAACAGCAUUUGAACAUAAGGAACCCAUUCAAGGAGCAGAAACAAAUAGCGGUUCUCCAGCUUGCCCCGAGGUUACCCACGAUGGUGAAAAGAGGCUGUCGUUGAAACUUUGGGGAUGGAUUGGUGUUAUGGCCAUGAUGGUCGUCAUGUCUGCGCACAUCAUCACUGCCAUUUGCGCAUACAUCUGGCAGCCUGUCAUAACGUUGCUUAGUGUUGACAAGAAUCCACAGUCUUUCCCCCAAGUGACUGUGUGCCCUGACAUGCCUUUUAAGUCCCAGGUUCUCGUUGAGAAUGGUAUAAAUAAUUCAGAUUAUGGGUAUCUUUAUGUUAACAGAGAUUCCAUACUUCAUAAUCUUCUCCAGAGCUUACCAGGAGUAUGGACUAACAAUACUGCAAAUGUGGAAGUCCUUUGGAAAGAAGCGGCAAAGGACGUUUGUGAAAUUGUUGGUUCGUCAGUAAAUUUCGAUUGCUCGAAAGCGAAAUCCAAUUCCAUCCUGACAACGAAUAAUAUCUGUUACAUACUAACACCGUCCGAUAUCACCGGCAAGACACUUACACUGAGCAUGAUCUACGAUGACCUGACAGCAGAAGGGAAAAUGUUGGAUUGGGAUAUAUCGAGAUCUCAGAAGACACUCUGGGUCGCGAUUCCAGAACGGGGAGUUCAGCCUGUCCUUAUUGCGAAGCAUCAGAGCUACGCCCAUGUAUCUCGAGAUAUAGAGAGCUUCGGAGCAGAGCUGAUGCUGACAACGUUGUCAGUGGAACGUGCUCCGCCUUGUCAGCCCCUGCCAUAUCGCCGCACCCCAUGUGUCCACCAAUGUCAGCUGGAGAUGGCUGCCAGAGACGCGGGUUGUAGUUUGCCGUAUAUCUCGGUAGCCAACCUUCCUGUAUGUCGCACACAAGAUCAGUAUCGCAAUAGUAUUAAAUAUAUAGUGGAAACACACAGUCAUCCAUUUACAACGCUAAACAUAACAGAUACGUGUGAUAGCCGUUGUCCCAAAGAAUGUCAAACGCAGUAUUACCACAUAGACCAGAGGCACGAAACGCAGCAGGAAAAUGAUCUGUCGCUUAGAUUCUCAUCAGAUUACAACCUGAACGUAAAGGAAUACUAUUCUCAGUCGUUUACUAAAUUACUGUGCGAAUUGGGUGGCAUAAUCGGCCUGUACGUGGGAUGGUCGGUUAUGGACGGGGGAGAAGUUUUAAUCACAGUUAUAAAGGCAUUGCAUAUAAGAGUCAGUCGAGGCUUCGAACGCCGAAUCAUAGGACUGGUGAAGCCGAGUCUCAUCAUCUCGUGUUUGCUGCUGGCCUUUGUACUGUGGACGGAGCGUCUUUACGAGUACGUGUGGGCUCACCCGUACUACACCAGCUACGAAAUACGAGCCAUUCGUUCUCGUAAUUUCCCCUCUCUGACUGUGUGCAGAUGGCCUCCCUUCAACUUGUCGAAGCUCAUGGAUCUUGGGCUUCAGUAUGACGUUCAGAAGACAUGCAGAGACUACGGACGCUUCUAUACGUGCUCAGAUGGCACUAUUACGGUCUUGCAACUACCAGGCUUGUGGUCAAAGCCACUGGAUUAUGUUUGGGAAGCAUCCGCCUGGCACCUGUCUGACUUGGUGACAGGCUAUGAGCUUGACGGAAAGUUCAUUAAUGUAACGAACGAGGAUGCUGAUGGGCGAUGGCGGGCGGUGACCACGGAGCAAAACAGGUGUUUCACAUUCACCCCGGACGCUGUAGGAGGCCUCACGUCCUACGCCGUAACCCUCAACACCGCCUACAGGGGAGAGAAACGCCCUCGCUACGGCAACAACACGGCCAACCUCCUGCACAGCUCUCUGCGCCAUGAGAACGAGGCUCAUACACUCCUUAGGCUGCACGACGCGCGGGAACAGGUGUACCGGUUCGAGGAAAAGGAUUUCACUCGCGAGAUGGACUACCAUCAUUCGCCGUCUGUGGUAUUUGUCGUGGACGUGACGCGCGUGACAACGGUGCCAAGCCCAGGUCGCGAGUGUGAUCCUUCCCCUCUUUAUUCACAAAAGGUUUGUGUGGCACAGUGCCAGGCUUCCCGCCUGGCGGAGCUGAUCGGCUGCCGGUUGCCGUAUCUCACCUGGUCAACCCUGCCGCUCUGUAAUAGUUCCUUCCAGUAUCGCAAAUUCCCGCGCCGGUUAGGCAACCGAGAGGUCUAUAAGCCUUUUGCCAGCGGCGAAGCGAAGGCUGAUGCGGGGGAUUCCAGCUGCUAUGACAACUGCUUGCCAGCCUGUACGUGGAACCAUUACAGGACCUCCACGACCACUACUUCCUCGUACAUGAAGAAAGUAACGGUUAUGUUCUCACAGUCCACCUACGACGUGGUGGCGGAGGAGGACGGCUACACGUGGGCGCAACUCCUGAGUGACGUGGGCGGCGUGGCAGGCUUCAUGAUGGGCGCUUCCCUGCUCUUUCUCCUACAAGGUCUUCUGGGGCUGAUAAAGACGCUAUUCGCGCGCUCUUCGAAUUGA
Penaeus monodon (black tiger shrimp) is the source of this 3291-nucleotide messenger RNA. RefSeq lists its product as uncharacterized. Gene Ontology annotation, molecular function: ligand-gated sodium channel activity. Bases 1 to 3291 code for a protein of 1096 amino acids. Gene Ontology annotation, cellular component: membrane. Gene Ontology annotation, biological process: sodium ion transmembrane transport. Lineage: Eukaryota; Metazoa; Arthropoda; Malacostraca; Decapoda; Penaeidae. The transcript is spliced from 4 exons. The record is from RefSeq and is a predicted model, not a curated record.